UUAAUAAAUACAAUGAAACAAACACAAUGUUUGGGUAAUGAAUGGCGCAGUGACCACCUCAAAAUUUAUUAUCAUAUACAAAAUAUCUCCUCUGCCUCAAUGUCCAUCAAACUAAAAUAAACACAAAGGACACUGCAUGGCACAAUCUUGAAUGUGUUCUGUAACAAAAUAAUCUACAAAAUAAAUACAACACGUUUAAGAUACUUAAACUAUUUAAAAACAAAAGUACAAAACAUUUGUGAAAGCACCAUUAAACGUCCGCUAGUGUGGCCACUACCCAAUCCGCGAUAAUUAGCUUUUAUAUUGACCGCCAAACCGAAAAACAACAAUUGUUAAACAUCCUAUUCGCACUCCCCAUGAUUACAGUUCGACACUAACAAUAAUUUUAUACUAACCGAAAUUAAUUUGCUACCAUAAUCAUGAUUAAAAUAUUUUUUCUUGUAGGAGGUGAAAUCACUUCAGAUGUGUGAACAAUAUGAUAUUAAUGAAAAUACCACUUGCUGUGCACCUGUUUGUUCAAAACUCGGUUUGAAUGGGUCAUGUGAUUUUCAGUGUCCACUCGGAAUGCAUCUGAUUUCAUCACAAAUGUAUCCGGAGACGUGUAAUUUAUCUAUUAGCUUGAUUAAUACAAUUAAAAACAUGUGCGUCUUGUCUUGUCCUAAAGACUUUGUACAAAUAACAAUAGUUAAUACGUCUACCUGUUUGGAAUGUGAUAUAUUUUGUGCCAUCGACUUUGGGUUCAAUCAGUUACCGAGUAAUUGUAUUUGUCUGGAGGAGACAACAUUGCCAACUUCAUUGUUUGAAACUACUGAAUUACCUCUACAAACUACCUCCGUCUUGUAUACAAAUACUGUUUUGAAAAGCAGUGCUCUAUCUUUAACAGUACUUAUUAUAUCUGGGAGUGCUGGAUUGGCCUUAAUUGUAGCUAUAGUAUCUGUUUUCUGCUGCUUCCGGUGGAGAGCUAAAUUCUACAAACUACAAAAGACGAUGCAAGUACCAAAUAAGAUUAAAUUGUCGAACACUUCCUCCAACCUAGACCAUGAUAUAGAAGCAGGAAAUACGUAUACAGAAAUACAAGGAAAUACUUACACACCGAUCGAUUCUGAGAAUUCUGAACCUGUCAAUAUUAAUACAACAGGAGAGGACAUUUGUGCAUAUGCAUGUAUCUGUGAUGAAAUAAAGGGAACUGAGAAUUUACAGAAUUUUUCCAAUGGAGCAAAUGGAUUUUCUGUUGAGGAAAAUCGAUAUGAAGAACUUCCAUGUAGGGUUAAGACAAAAGAAACACAGUUCGCUCAAAGUACCCAAAACGAAUAUGUAAGGACUAAAAAGAAAGGUAGGCACAAACAACAGUCAAGACAACAACAAAAGACAACUGCGGACGAUAACAAAUAUAUUUCCGUACAUGGACUAAAGAGACAAGAAGCAAAAGAAGUUGUUCAGGAAAAUUCAAAUACUCUACAAAUUCCUAGGAACGAUUCUCACUUGUCUACAGCUAAAUAUGAAUCGAUGCAUGUUAGUGACAAAAUUGACAUAAAUAAAUCACCUGACACUGCCAAAAGGCAAGAGAUGGGAUCAGAUUUUGUCCGAAAUGUUCCCCAAUCUACUACUAAAGACCAAGGCGUUGGUAAUAGUCUAGACCUGUCUACUGUAACUAUAAAAAGUAAUAGUACUGACGAGGAGAAAAGUAACAUUAUAUCACAAAAACAUACCAUUCUGGCGCGAAAUAAUCAAACAGACGUUUACGAAACUAUGGAUAACGUGAAAACUAACGCUAAAACAACAGACCAAUCAGCUUCCAGAAUGGUAAAAAAUGCAAGUGAGUGCAAUGCAGCUGCGUUUAAAGAACCUUAUCAUUCAGAAACAUUGGAUAUUCCCCCAGAAUCAGUUGGCGAUCUCAAUCUGCGCAGCAAUAGUUUAGAAGAUGCGUACUCGUUCAAUUUUAUACCUUUUAAGAAAACAUCUUCAAAUCCUGUAGGUAUUAAUCCUCCGAAUAAAAGGAUGGAAAAACCAAAGGACAAGAAGUUCGAUGCAUUUGAAAAUAUAUUCCCAAACACCACGGGAAAUAUAAUGCCUGAGGAACAAGUGUACGAAAAUACAACAAUAUUUCGCAAACCAACUUGUUCGAAAACUAACACUAAAAUCGAGUCUACGUUUUCUAAUAAUGAUAAUCUUACAGUUCAGAAUAAAGAUGAGAAAGAGAUUCUUAUUAGAUGUCAUUCUAAUGGAGAAAAUGAAUCAGAGGUGAUUAAAGCUGCAGCAAUUGCAGAAUGUCAUUCUAACGGAAAAAGUGAAUCACAGGUGUUUAAAACUGCAGAUGUUGCAGGGUGCCAAUUAAACGGAAAAAGUGAAUCAGAGGUGUUUAAAACUGCAGAUGUUGUAGGGUGCCAAUUAAACGGAAAAAGUGAAUCAGUGGUGUUUAAAGUCGUAGCCAUUGCAGGGUGCAACUCCGAUGAUGAAAUAGAAUCGGAAAACCUUCAAGCUGUAGCCAUUGCAGGGUGUCAACUCAAUGGAGAAAUGGAAUUAGAGGACUUUAAAACUGCAGAAUCCCGUUUGAAGCAUUGCGCAUCGUUUCAAAAUAAACUUAAACAAAGACUUGAAAAGUUGAACAAAAAUGGCGACAGUGAAUCAUCUGAUGAGGAAACUUUUUAAACAUUAAUUUCAAACCAUUUAUAAAAGAAAAUAAUAUGAAAUCUGCUGUAUAUUCAAAUUAAUGCAAAGACUAUCUUAAGGAUGUUCUCUGAUCUUCCUUUUGACAGAUUUUCGGAAUCCUCUGGUUUUAUCCAUAUGUCAUUAAAAAUUAAUCCCGCUAACCCCUACUUUUUCUUUUCAUAAUUUUAUUACAAAUAGUUUAAAAAGUAAUUUAUUAAAUCUUAUAACAUC
Messenger RNA from Mytilus californianus (California mussel), 2880 nucleotides. RefSeq lists its product as uncharacterized. The coding region runs from base 463 to 2649 and encodes 728 amino acids. The transcript has 5 exons. NCBI's taxonomy places the organism in Eukaryota, Metazoa, Mollusca, Bivalvia, Mytilida, Mytilidae. The record is from RefSeq and is a predicted model, not a curated record.